AUUCUGCUGGCACUCCGGGCCGCUUCGUUCGCUCCUUGCUGCUGACUUUUUUCGUUCGGCCUCGUCGGUUUUGGCCAGAUGCCUUGUAGUAGGUCCUGCCAUCCUCGACGGCUGGCUAGUUAACCGCGGCGAUUCAGUCAAGCUCCAGCCUCCGUUCACAGAGGAGCCGAUGCUGCUGCGUUCUCCCCCAGAUUCCAGAGUCGAGCACCGCGUUCGCAUCGCAUCGCAUCGCGUCCGUGUGCGUGAGCGUGUGUGAGUGUGUCAGUGGGUGAACACAGUGCGUAUGAGAUACUUUUCGGUGGCCGAGUCCUCCUAAGCGAACCGGUGGAACUUUAAUUGUUCAGCUGCCAGCAGUUCAGCAGGGCCAAGUAAACAAAGUGAAAACGAUUUAAAAAAAAACUCGGUCAAAGGAUUUAAAUUCCAAAAACGAAUUGAAAUUAAUUAAUCAGAGCUACGCAGCAUAUGCUAAGGCCAAAAAUAAAUCAGAAGGCAGUCGCUAAAAAAAGCCUCAACAUCAACCGGAAAUCAACGAAAUUGUCGUCACUCCAAUCAAGUGGAAAUUUGAUUAAAAAAAACGUGAGGAGGAGCGAAAACCCCAAAGCGAAAAGAAUAGAAAGGACGGGAAACGAAAAUUUGAUAAAUUUCAAAAAGGACAAAGGCAAUGGACGAGUUUGAAAAGGAAGCGUCGGGCAAAUAGAGAGGGACGACAGUGCGAGUGUAUGAAAAGGUAGUACCAGAGGAAAUCAACACGCACUCACAUGAGCGAGUUUGUUGCACGGGAACACCAAAAAACAUUAAAAAUCAGCGGAGCGUAAAACUUACACAAUCCUUGCAACAAAAAAAAUAUCCACGUGGACGAAAAAGGAACAGAAAUUCGAAGCAAAUGCGAGCUAUAAUAAAAAUAAAAACAAGGCGAGUGGAGUAGCCAAGUGAGAGAAAAAUUUUUAGUGGAAAUAAUUAAAAGAUUCGCUCGGAAAAAUUCGAAAUAAUAAAGCUAAGCUCCAACCAACGCCACUACAAUGCGAAGCAGGACGAAGCAGCUGACGGCCAGGACACAUAAACGUCUUUUUCUUGCCUAAUACGCUCUCCUUUGGGGUAGAGCACGAAAUUAAGUGCAGAUUAUCAGAAGAUUAUAUUUUAAUAGCAUUUCAAGCUGUUUCCUUUCGCCAACAAAGAGCAGACAGGACAGCUAGGACCUCGCCGCCCCAAAAAAAAGAAAGGGAACUGAGCAGCCAAGACUGACCCGAGUGUGUGUGUUCUACAAGUGCGGCUUAUUGCAUGAUUACCGUCAGGAUUUUUUGGACGAGGCAGCCCGAAACAUACAAGCGUGCCACAAAUUGAAAUUAAAGAAGGAAUUACGUGUCGCGAGUGCGCUCCAGUGCGGGCUAAAUAAAUACUUGUGCUAGUGUUCGUGAGUGGUUGCAAAGAUACCCAGCGAAUAUCGAGUAUACGCCGUGGGGUCCGGGCGUGCGAAAAGCGGAAAGACAUCAACAGGAUUAACCCGGCUGGCUGGCAGAGGCGAAGAGGAACCUCCGAGAAGCGGGCAAGUGGAGCGUGAGGCCAAACUAAACAGGAGACUCCACCUGAAAUUCCCAGAAGUCGGCUGGAAGUUAUUCCGCAAAUUCAAGCAUUCAAGCGAACCACUGAGUCCAAGAUAUUAUAGACAAACUAAGCCCGGUCUAUUAACAGGGCAAACAAAGGAAUCACCCGGAAAAAUAAAAGGCUAAGAGCCCCCCGAAAAGCGGGCCGGAGAAUGCGGGCCGGGAAGUAGGAAGGAGCAGGAGCAGCACACUUCGGAGGAGCAAAGCCGGCAAUGAGAGGGCCGGGAAUCGAAACUGUUAGCUGGCAAAUCGGAUUGCGAAUUUGCUGUAUUGACACAAGGAAAUCGUUAGCCGGCUUAGCCAGCAAGAGGCCAAAUUUAAAAUUAAAAAUAUAGCCAGCGACCCGUCCCAGAGCCCAGCACCAGAGUCGGAAUCGGAAUCAAAGUGAUAUGCUAAUGCGGGAGCGGGCGCGGGAGAAGAGCGUCGCGAGUGCCGAGAGUGUGGCAUGAAUAUUUCAUGAGCAGUGAUGACAAGCCGGCUCCGGGAAUAAGGCCAAACGCAGAAGAAGCACUCGCACCAUGACGGAGCUAAGACGGACUAAUGGCCUGCACAAGCAGCACUCUCUCCGGGAUCGGCAGGGGCACCCUCUGCUCCACGCCCUCGCUGACCACGGCUGCAACCUGAGCAGCGGCGGCAACAGCGCCGCCAGCACCACCAGCAGCAGCACCGCCACAGCCACCACGGCCCUGGGCGGUGGCGGUAAUCCUGGCGGAUCAGCAGGCGGUAACGGUAACGGAAACGGUAACGGCAUCAUGGCCCAAAGGAGCAUCGAGUUCGACGAGCACGACAUAUUCUACGUUUCCCCCUCUAAGCGAAAAGGAGUAGCGCCAGGUGUCUCCGGGAAUGUGGUCACCUUCUCUAACUACGUGAGCGAGCAGCGCCUGACCCCCUCCUCCUCGAACCGCGGAUCCCUCAAGCGCAGCAAGGGCCGCUCCAACCAGUCGCUGUGCAGCUGCGACGCCGGCGACGAGGCCCAGCUGGAGCUACAGCCGAACGCGACGCGGCCCCUCUACGAGUACAGUCUGGAACGCAGGCGUAAGACGCACACCUACUCCUGCGAGCAGAAUGCCCAGAUCCUCAUGAGACUGGAGCGGGAGCGCAAUCGUAAAUUAUCGCUGACUGGCGUGGAGAGCGGCGGCCUGGGACUGGGUUCUGCCGCUGCCGGAGGAGCAGCAGUAGCUGGGGGCGACCCCCAGAGCGACACGCCCAGCCUGUCGGAUGUGGAUGUCAUUCCGCCGGUGCCCCCGCCGCCGGCGAUGAAGCGCAACGGCAGCAUGCGCAGCCUGCGACUGCUGCAACAUCUGCACCAGCACAGCAGCGGCAGCAGCAGCAGCAACAACAACAACCUGUCGCAGCUGUGCAGCAGCGAUCUGCUGCAGGAAUGCACCAAGUCCGCGCUCGACGACUGCACCGCCACGCUGCUCAAGUGCACCACCACCAGCAACCACAGCAGCAGCAGCAACAGCAACAUGGGCCCCGCUUGCAAUGGCAAUGGGAACGCCAUCGGGAGCAACAACAACAACCACAUCCAGGCCAAGCCAGACCUGUGCCAGCCCCCCGGUCAUGCCCACAAUCACAGGCACAAGCUGCUGCCCGGCAGCGCCACGCCCACUCACCACUCGCACCCACCCCCGCCGCCGUUCGCCGCCCACGAAGAUGAGAUUUUCUCGCCGCACUCAAAGAAGUCGGAUCCGAGUCUGUGUUUUGUGGGCGGCGUAGGCGCAGGACCCGGCUUGGGCGGGGCGGGAGGCGCCGGUGGAGGCUCUGGGGGCAAUGUAUCUUCGAAGUACAACACAAUCGGGCCGAGUAGCGAUUACGCGAGGCAUUUGGCGCACUACAGCCGCUACCUGCAGAAGCAGCACCACCAGCAGCAAAUGGCGCACUUCCAGCAGCAGAGAUGUCGCUGCUUCUCCCAGUCCUUGCUGAACUUUCCGCAGCAGCAACAACCGCCAUCGCAGCCACAGGCCGCACCCCAACACCAGCAGCAGCAGCAGCCACUGGGGCAGCCGGCGGCAAUCUUUCACACCAGCAGCAUGGACUGGACUCUGCCAAUUAAUAGUCGCAGCUUUGGCAAUUUGGUGAACAUCGACGGUGGUUGUCGGGUGCCGUACCAGAAAAUGCCACACCACCAGACCGCAUCCGGAAAUCCAGUUUCAGGUGGUGCAGGCUCCAACGGCGGUCUGGGCCUGGCGGCCUCGUCCACGUUUACACUUACCUCCUUCGACAGCGACAUUGUGCACGGGCUGAAAGAACGCGAAUCGCAGACCUCGUUGCACCAUCCCCACUCGCAUCCACAUCCGCACUCGCACUCCCAUCCGCACACGCAUCCGCACCACUAUCAUGGCGGCGGGGGCGACGGCUCUGGGUCCGUGACACCGCAGAAGCAUCACCAGCUCCACUCGAGCGUCACGAGCAUCAUGCCCUGGAAGCACCGCCAGUGCCCCAGCAGGGGAUCCUCCAGCUCCGGCACGAAUUCGUUCCGCUUCGAUGCAGCCAAGCACUGGCUGGCUGUGAGCUCCAUCCUCCUGAUAAUUGGCGCUGCCAGUGUGGCCGUGCCACUGGCGCUACGUGUGGCGGCAAGUGCACCUUUCGAAGAGCGUCUGCGGGUUGCCGUGCAGCUGCUGGAUCAAGUGCCUUUAAUCGACGGGCAUAACGACUUACCCUGGAAUAUACGGAAGUUCCUGCACAACAAACUCAACGACUUCAAUUUUGAUGAGGAUUUGCGCAAUGUAAUGCCGUGGGGCCGCAGCCACUGGAGUCACACGGACCUCACGCGACUGAAGAAGGGACGCAUAUCAGCACAGUUCUGGGCCGCCUAUGUCCCCUGUGAGGCACAGCACCGCGAUGCCGUGCAGCUGACUCUGGAGCAGAUUGAUGUGAUCAAGCGACUGACGGAUCGCUACUCCCCGCAGCUCACCACCUGCACCUCCGCCCAGGACAUUAUUGAGGCACACAAGAACCAGCAACUGUGCUCCCUCACCGGAGUCGAGGGCGGACACUCGCUGGGCGGCUCCUUGGCGGUGCUGCGCACCCUCUACGCCAUCGGCGUGCGGUACAUGACACUGACCUCCACCUGCCACACCCCGUGGGCGGACUCGAGCUACGCGGACGCUCCGACCUUCAACAUGAAGCACGGCGGCCUCACCAUAUUCGGCAAGACAAUCAUCCGCGAAAUGAACCGACUGGGCAUGAUGGUCGACCUGUCGCACGUCUCCAAGGGAACCAUGCGCGACGCCCUCGAGGUGAGCGAGGCACCUGUGAUAUUCUCACACUCCUCGGCCUACGAGCUCUGCAACACGAGCCGCAACGUCCAGGACGACAUCCUGCAGGCCCUGGCCAAGAACGGCGGCCUGGUGAUGGUCAACUUCUACUCGAAGUUCCUGUCCUGCAGCGACAACUCCACCGUGCACGAUGCAGUCGCGCAUAUUAAUCACAUUAAGCGAGUCGCCGGCAUCGAUCACGUUGGACUGGGCGCCGGCUACGAUGGCAUUAAUUACACCCCCAAAGGACUGGAGGAUGUGUCCUCGUAUCCAACACUGUUUGCUGAGCUCCUCGGAGGCGGUUGGACCAUUGAUGAGUUGACAAAAUUGGCGGGAGGAAAUUUCCUGCGCGUUAUGCAGCAGGUGGAAAAACUGAGGGAUGACAAAAAGGCAUCCGGAGUGAAACCCUACGAGGACCAUCCCAAUUUCCGCACCGACGACCCGUACAAUUGCACCUCCAGCUAAUUGAAUCCUGGAUCCAAACACAUUGAGGUUGUACCGGAGCUGCCGAAGGAGUCCUUACCCCCUUCUCGAAAGCCGAGGGAACUCCUGCUUCGCCUGGAGGCAGAAUGAAUACAUAGCCAAUUUAUUCAAUUUAAUUUGACUAGAUUGCUACUAGACAUGUACGAUUGUAUAAGCUUUAACAACACAGAAUUGUAUAAUAUUUACACAUCCCAUUCCUCAUUAUUUGGCCGCCAAAAAGGCACCCCCUCUCCUGGUACUAUAAACGAAUUUCUUUUCAUUUUGGUGACAAUCUACUAACUGCCAAACAAGAAAACUUAAGUAUACACAGCACACGAAACCCAGAAAACACUACAGGAUCCGAUUUACUUUCUAUCCCGAAAUAGAGAAUGGAAGACAGUAACAAGGAUGAUUUUCAGCCAGGUGAACUGAACUCCAACUGGACCAAACUACUCAUUUCGCCCCUCGGAAGUUUCAUUUAUUCCAAUAAUUUACACGAAAACUACAUAUCAAGUAAUUGUAUGAAAAACCAAAAAUAUACUUUGCAUUCGGAUUCAAUGCAAACAUUGCGAGUGGGAAAGCUUACACUUAAAAGUAAUCGAAUAAAUAUUAUAGUAAAUAUAAUAAAUAAGAAAGUCGAGGGGAUAGGGCAUCUCCCCCUACAGAAUAAGAUAUUUAGUUAAACUUGAAAGCAGUUUAGGAGAUGACGAGCACUGAAAAGGUGCCUAGGGGAUAGCGUAAAAAUUACUAAAUUAGAACGUAAGCCAAGUGUGGGCGUGGCUCUGCCUGCCACACAGCAAAUUGUAAAUAGAUUGCGAUUAUAAAAUAAGGCUAUAAACGUAAAGCUAAGCAUAUAGGAUUCACGAAUUUUUCAUUAUCUUCCCCGACUCCCCCACAAAAUAGGACACAGACUCUGUCAGCCUCUCUGUACCUUCAAUAUAGAAAAGAAAACUCUCGAUCGAAAAUCUAGUCAAAUGUGUCUAGCCUAAGUAAACAAAUUAUACAUCGUAAACCAAUUAUAUAAGCCGAAAAUAUUUGAAUACAAGCUCAAUAAUUGUACAUUUUUUAAACCCAAACUGAAUAUGCAACGCAAAUCUAUAAAUAUAUAUACUGUUACGUUUUUGUACGAUUUUGUAUGUGUACAUAGCGUUUUUACCUAUGCUCUUAUAUAGUUUUCUAGCAAACAAUUCAAUCGUAAUAUUGUACUGGAUCUGGCGAGCGGAAGUUGUUGGUAAUCACACCUAGUCAUUAGUCAUUAGUCUGGCCUGGAAGGUCGAAAUAAAUAUAUCUGUAAAGUUUAUAAACAUACUACAUAUGCCUAGAUAUAGCCAAUACUCUGGAGUAACCUACACAGACAUGCAUAUACACCUACAGAAGCUCUUCGAAACCUAAUAAUAAAAUAUUGUAUUAUUUCAUUUUUUGAUUUCGUCAACUUUUUGAAAAAAAGAAAAACGCAAAACAUAAACUCAUGUAAAACAAAAUUGUAGUUAAAACCUUAAAAAUGACAGUGUUUAGCAAAUAAAUCUCAUAUGGAAAAUGAAAUGCAGUAAAUAUAAAAACAAUUA
Drosophila ananassae is the source of this 6888-nucleotide messenger RNA. RefSeq lists its product as uncharacterized. The transcript has 16 exons. The record is from RefSeq and is a predicted model, not a curated record. Gene Ontology annotation, biological process: proteolysis. Gene Ontology annotation, molecular function: metallodipeptidase activity. Lineage: Eukaryota; Metazoa; Arthropoda; Insecta; Diptera; Drosophilidae. The coding region runs from base 2120 to 5326 and encodes 1068 amino acids.